Messenger RNA from Malania oleifera, 489 nucleotides. RefSeq lists its product as uncharacterized. Lineage: Eukaryota; Viridiplantae; Streptophyta; Magnoliopsida; Santalales; Ximeniaceae. The transcript has a single exon. The record is from RefSeq and is a predicted model, not a curated record. Bases 1 to 489 code for a protein of 162 amino acids.
AUGGAUCCUGGAGGUGGUAGCACGCAUGCAAGUGGUAGUGAGGGUGUUGGGCUCUCGGGUGCAGCUGGUGGUGACUCAGACGUAGUAUUACGCAACGUGGCUCAGCAAGUUAUGAUUGAAUAUGCCAGAAGCUCCAAGGAGCAAAGAGGUCCGUCUGCAGACCACAGUUGUACGAUUGAGAAGUUUACAAAGAUGAAUCCUCCGGCUUUCUUAGGAGAAACUGAUCUUGUAGUUGCUGAGAAUUGGAUGCAGGAGAUUGAAAAGGUGUUGGCAAUGCUGCAAUGUAUAGAGGAGCGGAGGGUUCUAUUUGCCACGUAUAAACUAAUAGGAGAGGUCAAGAGAUGGUCAACGAAAGUGAAACUCCUGGAGCAGCUGAGGUCAGUACCUAUAGAGAUGACAUGGGACCGAUUCAAAGAAAUAUUUUUCAACAUAUACUUUCCGGCCUCAUCCAGGGAAGCCAAGGUAGAGGAGUUCCAGAAUCUGAAGUAG